UUGGGUCCAGCUCAAAAGUCCUGCCACCACCACCCAGGACCAGCUCCUGCUGCCUGUGGAUUUGCUGAUGGGCCUCAGAAGGUGACAGUACUGACCACAAUGCUGUCAGGCCGGUGGUGGCCAAGUACCUGGGGGAGCCUCGGGCUGGGAUCCCGAAACCCUUCUCAGGGAUCCCAGCUCUGCGCCCUCUAUGCCUUCACUUACACUGGGGCAGAUGGCCGACAAGUGUCCCUGGCUGAGGGGGACAGGUUCCUACUGCUUCGAAAGACCAACUCAGACUGGUGGUUGGCAAGGCGCCUGGGAGCACCCUCUACUUCCCGACCCAUCUUUGUCCCAGCUGCCUACAUGGCAGAGGAAUCUAUCUCUUCCCAGAGACCAACCACCAUCACCUCCAGCCAAUCCCUCUGGAUUCCUGGGCCAAAGUUGUUUCCUGGCUCCCUGGAGGAGCUGCACCUGUCUCAGGAACCCCCAGGCAGAGCCCAGGCCACCUCUAAGCAGCCUCCUCCUCUGCCCCCCAAAAUGUGUAGAAGUGUCAGUGUUACCAAUUUGAGGCCUACCCUUCUGAAGCCCUUUCAGGAAGGAGCAAGUGGAAGAUCCCUCUCUCAGGAAAACUUGCUGACAGAGGCCAAUGCUAACCCGGCAAGACCCCAGCCCCUCAUGUCAGAGCACCCUGUGUACUGCAACCUAGUGGACCUUCGCCGCUGUCCCAAGUCUCCUCCCCCAAGCCCUGCGUGCCCCCCGCUGCAGAGACUGGACGCCUGGGAGCAGCACUUGGACCCUAACUCUGGGCGCUGCUUCUACAUAAAUUCGCUGACUGGCUCCAAGUCCUGGAAGCCCCCGCGCCGCACUCGCGUGCGAGAGAUGAACCUUGGCUCCAUGGAGGGGACGCAGACCCGGAAUAGGGGCAACGGUGUCCUGCAACCUCAGACAAAGGGCUCAGAAUCUGAAACAGGGAACCCAGAACUGCUUGGCCCCCAGGGUUCACUCUCCCACUGCCAGCACACCUCCCAGCUCCACCCCUCAGACCAGCCAGCAGCCUUGCAGCCCACUCGACCUCUGCCGCAGGUCUUGGACGACCCCCAUGAGGUGGAAAAGUCGGGUCUGCUCAACGUGACCAAGAUCGCCCAGGGGGGGCGCAAGCUCAGGAAGAACUGGAGCUCAUCUUGGGUGGUGUUAGCAGGUAACAGCUUGGUGUUCUACCGGGAGCCGCCGCCUGCAGCGCCCUCCUCAAUCUGGGGACCAGCGGGUAGCCGACCCGAAAGCAGCGUGGACCUGCGCGGGGCAGCCCUGGCCCACGGCCGCCACCUGUCCAGCCGCCGCAACGUCCUGCACAUCCGCACGGUCCCCGGCCACGAGUUCCUGCUGCAGUCAGACCACGAGACCGAGUUGCGAGCCUGGCACCGCGCGCUGCGGGCGGUCAUCGAACGCCUGGAUCGAGAGAACCCCCUGGAGCUGCGUCUGUCAGGUUCGGGACCCGCAGAGCUGGAGGAGCUGAGCGGCGGAGAGGAAGACGAAGAGGAGUCGGUGCCGGUGUCCAGGCCACUGCUGCGGAUCGGCGGCCGCGGGAGCUCUCGUCGGUGUCCUGAAGGAAACGAGCAGAACCGCGUGCGGAACAAACUAAAGCGCCUUAUCGCAAAGAGACCAUCCUUGCAAAGCCUGCAGGAGCGUGGUCUGCUCCGAGACCAGGUGUUCGGCUGCCAGUUGGAAUCACUGUGCCAGCGGGAAGGGGACACCGUGCCCAGCUUUGUGCGGCUCUGCAUUGCUGCUGUGGAUAAGAGAGGUCACUUUCCAGAGACCGCACAAUCCACCCCUUCCAACAGGCCAAGGCCUGGAAUUCCCCACCUCCCCCACCUUAGUCUCCCUCCUGCAUUAUUUCUCUCCACCCUUGGGUCUCUCACCAGUCCUCACCACAUACAACUUAGAGCGGGAAUCCUUAUCUGCUCCCUGCCUCAUCUCCUAGGUCUAGAUGUAGAUGGCAUUUACCGAGUGAGUGGGAACUUGGCGGUGGUCCAGAAACUUCGCUUCCUGGUGGACAGAGAGCGGGCGGUCACCUCCGAUGGGAGGUAUGUGUUCCCAGAACAGCCAGGACAAGAGGGCCGAUUAGAUUUGGACAGUGCCGAAUGGGAUGAUAUUCACGUGGUCACUGGAGCACUGAAGCUUUUUCUCAGGGAGCUACCCCAGCCUCUGGUGCCCCCACAGCUGCUGCCACAUUUUCGUGCUGCCCUUGCACUCUCUGAAUCAGAACAGCGCCUCUCUCAAAUUCGAGAAUUAAUAGGCUCAAUGCCCACGCCGAACCGUGACACCCUGCGGUACCUCCUGGAGCAUUUAUGCAGGGUGAUAGCACACUCAGAUAAGAACCGCAUGACCCCGCACAACCUGGGAAUCGUGUUUGGGCCAACCCUGUUUCGCCCAGAGCAGGAGACAUCUGACCCAGCAGCCCAUGCUCUCUACCCUGGGCAGCUAGUCCAGCUCAUGCUCACUGAUUUCACCAGGCUUUUCCGCUGAACUGGUACAAGGAAGAAGAGAAAAGGUGUUCCUCCUGAUCUCUGUUGGGUGCCCUUUGGUGGGGGUGGGGAUAGUGGGUGUUCUGUUUUGAGGACAUCCCAUUAAACCCUGUGUCCCCCA
This is a messenger RNA of Lynx canadensis (Canada lynx), 2625 nucleotides long. It is a transcript of the gene ARHGAP9, whose product is annotated as Rho GTPase activating protein 9. Lineage: Eukaryota; Metazoa; Chordata; Mammalia; Carnivora; Felidae. Gene Ontology annotation, molecular function: protein binding. Bases 100 to 2505 code for a protein of 801 amino acids. Gene Ontology annotation, biological process: signal transduction; regulation of GTPase activity. The record is from RefSeq and is a predicted model, not a curated record. Gene Ontology annotation, cellular component: cytoplasm. The transcript has 17 exons.